AUGAGUUGCAAGGAAGAAGAUUUGAAAAAGUUAGAACGAUUGUAUACAGAAUUUGAAGAAAUUCGUGGAAGAUCCGAUGAUGUGGAAACAAUCAAUUUGGCAGUGAAAUUGAUGCUAAAGGAAGAAUCUUGUAAGACGAUUAAUCUUGCUGCCGCUUUAGGACUACAAGAAUGUUUCAACAGAUGUGCAACUCGAAUCAAUUAUAAGUUUUUUGACCACAAGUCUGCCGAUGGGACGGCAGCACAUUACGGAAUUGGUCAUAAAUGCAUUAUUGAGACAAUCGAAAAAAUGGUGAGCAAAAAAGAUUUCGCAGAGUUGAUGCAGCAUCCAAAUGACUUUAAAAUCACGCCAAUUCAUCUUUCUUUAAAAUAUGAGGAAGUUCUUCAUUAUUUACUGAUGAAUUAUCCGCAAUUUUAUGCAUCUGCAUACGCAUUCCCGCUUAUAAAAACGCUGUGUAACUUGAACAAAGAUGAUGCCGAUCGAUUUUCAAGAGUUUGCAAAAUGAUGACAGCAGCGAAUCUUGGAUUUUGGUCUCAAUCGAUAGAUGUCUUGGAGAGAACAAUUAUUUUCGAAAAAUUGGAUAUGAAAGCAAUGAAGACAAUUCUUAAUUGUUUACCCACUGAGCUUAUCAACAAGAAAGACAAAACGGGAAAAACGGCUCUGCAUGAAGCAGUUAUAAGAAACGAUAUAGAAGCUGUAGUCGCACUGAUAUCGUAUGAAGCAGAUGUUAACGUUGUUGAUAAUACCGGUAAUCCGCCGUUGGGUUAUGCCAUUAAGUUAUCCGAAAUGUCCUGCGCAAAAGCACUCUUACUGUUUAAUGCAGACCCUUUUCUUAUCAAAGGGGCUUGUACAAAUAGUAAAAUGAAAGAUUUAAUUACUAUUGGAUCGCAUGCCCAACUUCAACAGGAAACUCGCGAAUUCAAAUGGAAUGAAAGCUCAAUAUUGUUGCUUGCUUUGGCCAAAUACAACGAUUUGGAAAAAGUCACUCGAUUGUAUCUUCGGCUGAAAGAUGAUAUUUUCAAUGGAAGCCGUCCCUACGAUGGAGCAGUUCUCGAGAAACGCCUGGUGGAUGAAAUAGGUACAUCGACAUUGGCAGAGAUCGCAAAAGAAAAGGAAUUUCGUUUGGCUAUUGCUGUUACAAGAGUUGACAUCAGUCCACCAAAACUGGAAAUCUUCCGUAGCUACAAACCUCCGGCCAACAUAAAGGACGACCGUUUCAAUUCCCUCGAAGACUGGCCUGCCGCCAAAAUAUGUCGAUGUUCGUGUGCUGCGCCAACAUAUUUCCCAGCUGUUGAAGGAAAAUACAUGGAUGGUGGAAUAACAGCAAACAAUCCAUCUUGCGAAAUUUUAUGUGAUGAGCAAACCAUUCGCCUUCUUGCGCCGAGCACUGGGCGUCACAUGAAGAUACUUUUAUCAAUAGGAACAGGAAAAACACCAACGAAAAGAGCUGAAAACGUCGAUAUUGCUCUGCCGAGUUCAUCAACUGCGGUUGCAAAGUGUGUUGAUCUAUGGCACUCUCUAAAUUCAAUCGUUCAUAUGAAAGAUGUUUUCAUUGAUCAGCUCACUGCUGCCGAUGGAAUAAUUAUCAGAAUGUCGAAGAUGAGCAAGGGAUUGAAGCGGAAGUUUGACCAAGUGUCUGGCCUACAGGCUUUAAACCAGAAAUACGCUUGUUUGGAUCAACAGAACAUGUUUCAAGUAAUGUAUAUUUGGAUCGAUGGAACUGGCGAAAAUUUGCGCGGAAAAACCAAAACAUUCGAUUUUGAGCCGAAAGAGGCUAGCGAUUUACCUAUAUGGAAUUUCGACGGCACCUCUACAGGACAACAACUUGGGGAUGGUUCUGACGUUUUCAUUCGUCCGGUAGCACUUUUCCGUGAUCCAUUUCGUCCGGGACCAAACAAAAUUGCACUUUGUGAAACACUCGAUCAUGAUUAUCUUCCGCAUCCUACGAACACUCGACAAAUGUGUAAAGAAGUCAUGGAGAAGGUCAAAGAUCAGGUUCCAUGGUUCGGAAUGGAGCAAGAGUACACUCUUCUAGAUGUUGACAAACAUCCAUAUGGAUGGCCCAAACACGGAUAUCCGGGACCGCCUGGUCCCUACUAUUGUGCCAUUGGAACCGACCGGAUUUAUGGACGAGAAAUUGUUGAGGCUCAUUACAAAGCUUGCAUGUAUGCUGGGAUCAAAAUUAGUGGAUCAAAUGCUGAAAGUGUUCCUUCCCAGUGGGAGUUUCAAGUCGGCCCAUGCGAAGGAAUCGAGAUGGGAGACCAACUUUGGGUUGCACGGUACAUCCUGCAUCGCGUUUGUGAAGACUAUGGAGUCAUAUGCAGUCUCGAUCCAAAGCCAGUGACUGGAGAUUGGAAUGGUGCUGGUUGUCAUGUUAACUUCUCCACGUUAGUCAUGAGAACACCAACUCCUGAAGGAACUGGCUAUAAAGCAAUCCAAGAGGCUAUUGUUAAGCUAUCAAAGGUUCAUUUGGAACAUAUUGCUUAUUACGAUCCCCAUGGUGGACGGGACAACGAACGACGACUUAUCGGCGCGAAUGAAACAGAAACCAUUAUUGCGUUUUCUUCCGGUGUUGCGAAUCGUGAAUGCAGCAUUCGAAUUCCGCGUCAAGUUUAUGACGAUAAGUGUGGAUACUUCGAAGAUAGACGUCCGUCCUCAAAUUGCGACCCGUACGCAGUAACGGCUACUGUUGUGAAAACGUGUUGCCUUUCCGGUGAAGAUAGCAAAUUGACAAUGAAAUAUCUCCCGCGAUUCUAG
Messenger RNA from Caenorhabditis bovis, 2757 nucleotides. The record is from the annotation of a GenBank genome assembly. Lineage: Eukaryota; Metazoa; Nematoda; Chromadorea; Rhabditida; Rhabditidae.